AUGUUUGGUAUAAUUGCAGAUUUGUUCUCAUCGGUCAUCACGAUUCUCUUCCCUAUCUUUGCCUCGUAUAAAGCUCUGCGGUCCUCUGACCCCUCUCAACUGGCACCAUGGCUGAUGUACUGGGUGGUUUUGUCCGCCGUGCUGAUGGCUGAGUCCUGGACAGUCUUUAUCCUCGGAUGGGUGCCGUUCUACAGCUGGAUCCGCCUCUUUUUCUUCUCUUACCUUGUCCUCCCCCAGACGCAGGGCGCAAUCAUCCUAUACCAGGAACACGUUGAUCCUUUUCUUGCCCACCAUGAGCGAGAGAUUGAGGAAUUCAUUGGCCGUAGCCACGAGCGCGCCAAGGCUCUGGGGCUGCAUUAUUUCUACCAAGCCGUGGAUUACAUCCGAGAGAACAUCCUCGGCUGGCCGGCUCAGCGCCCGGCGGCUCCUCCUCCCCCGCCCCCGACUGGUCCUGCUGCCUACGCGCAGUCGCUUCUCUCGCGAUUCAACAUCCCCGUAGCUCCUGCAUCUGGAGGGCCAACGGCCCCAUCGGCCCCCGCUGCCGGCGCUCACGAUUGGUUCUCCACCAUCAGUUCCGCCGUGGCAGCUGUGACCUCCGCCGGCAAGACCCCCGAAGCCCGUGGCGAGGAACUGUCUGCCAGCGGCAACCUGCUGCCCCGCGAUAUCGCCUCCAUGUCCCGCGCCGAUAAAGCGCAGUACAUCUCCCACCAACGCGACCUGCUAGAGGUGCUGCGCAGCGCGCUGGCGAAGGAGGAGCGUGAGCUGCACGGCAGCGAGACGGAGACGGACGACCUCGCGUACGGCAGUACCCCGUUGCAUAAGAACCCGAGCGAGAACUCGUUCCACCACGUGGAGCACGAGGACCUCCACAGGAGCUCUCCGGAUCUGUCCGGCCGGACGGCCAGCGGUACCUGGUCUUCGGGGUGGUUCAACGGCGAAUCGACUGAUAUGCGUAACCGCCAUCCUUAA
Aspergillus japonicus CBS 114.51 is the source of this 969-nucleotide messenger RNA. RefSeq names its product HVA22/TB2/DP1 family protein. Bases 1 to 969 code for a protein of 322 amino acids. The transcript is spliced from 3 exons. The record is from RefSeq and is a predicted model, not a curated record. NCBI's taxonomy places the organism in Eukaryota, Fungi, Ascomycota, Eurotiomycetes, Eurotiales, Aspergillaceae.